Cornus florida is the source of this 2291-nucleotide messenger RNA. Its product is annotated as beta-glucuronosyltransferase GlcAT14A-like. The record is from RefSeq and is a predicted model, not a curated record. The transcript is spliced from 4 exons. Gene Ontology annotation, molecular function: glucuronosyltransferase activity. Gene Ontology annotation, cellular component: membrane. The coding region runs from base 545 to 1846 and encodes 433 amino acids. NCBI's taxonomy places the organism in Eukaryota, Viridiplantae, Streptophyta, Magnoliopsida, Cornales, Cornaceae.
AUUGAGAAUGAAUUUGAUUUUGAUAUCAUCUAUAACGGGAGUGUACUACGCUAUCUGAUCAAAAAAACACUUAAACUAUCAUGUGGCGUUAACAUCCCACCCAUAUAUAUAUUCUUUUUUUUUUUUUUUUUUUUCAUUACAUGCUUUUCCUUUUUAGACUGUAGGUAUUACCCACACCAUUCAAAAUUUUUGUCCAGCUUUCUAAAUGACAUUAGUGAUCAGUGUGUUACAAAAUCAAUCUUAAAUCAACUCGUAGUUUCAGUAUUGUGUCUGAUGAUUGUAUUGAGACAGCAAAGAUCUUGAUAGAAUCAGAGAGAUUCAUUUUUCACCUGGCCACCUCAUAUGUGACGUUAAUUAGUGAGAAAACCAAAGAAAAAGAGAAGCACUUCAAAAGAGUGAGAAAACCAAAGAGAGAGGAAUCUAGAGAGAGACGAACUCAGAGUGAGAAAAGCAUAAAGAAAACGUAGAAAAUACAGUGUCUGAAAACACGCACAAGAAAAGAAAGCCAAACGACAAAUAGACCAUCAAACAAACACAUUACAAAAUGCAAAGAUCAACCCAACCACCACCGUUCGCCACCACCGCCGCCACCACCGACAACAGAACCACCACUCUCUGCUGCCUCAUAGCCACCUCCAUCUUCUCUCUUCUCUUCAUCCUCUACCUCUCCGCCUCCCAACCACCCCCACCGCCACAACCAGACCCGUUUCUCUUCCCCAACGGCCAAGCCCAGAACCACCACCACCACUACCACCGCCUCCUCAACCACCAAAUCUCCUCCGACCCAUCUCCGCCCAGUCCUCCCUCCAUCGCCUACCUCAUAUCCGGAUCCACCAAUGACGCGGGUCGGAUCCUCCGCCUCCUACUCGCCGUAUACCACCCAAGAAACCAGUAUCUCCUCCACUUAGACCUCUCUGCUCCCCAAGCCGACCGCGACUUUCUCGCUCUCUUUGUCCAGUCAGUACCCGUUUUCAAAGCUGCCCAGAACGUCAAUGUCAUAGGCAAGGCCGAUUUUGCUUACCCGAAAGGGUCGUCUUCGAUUUCAUCCACAUUACAUGGUGCUUCGAUUCUUCUUCGGGUUUCUGCAAAUUGGGAUUGGUUCAUCAAUCUCUCUGCUGCUGAUUACCCAUUGGUCACACAAGAUGAUCUUCUUCACAUUCUGUCCUAUCUGCCUAAAGAUCUUAAUUUUGUGAAUCACACCAGUUACAUUGGAUGGAGAGAAUCUCGGAGGUUGAAGCCGAUAAUUGUUGAUCCGGGGCUUUAUCUUUCGGAGAAAAGCGAGAUGUUUUAUGUCACUCAAAAGAGGGAACUUCCAGAUGCUUACCGGUUAUUCACAGGUUCAUCAACUGCUAUUUUGAGUCGCAAGUUUGUUGAUUUCUGCAUCUUGGGUACAGACAACCUUCCGAGGACUCUACUCUUAUACCUAGCAAACACGCCUUCGUCUCAUUCUGUUUACUUCCCUACCAUUUUAUGUAAUUCUCGACAGUUCAAUAGAACAAUUGUAAACCACGGUCUGCAGUUUUCUUCCUUUGACACCAAACAGAAGCCCCUCCAUCUCAACUCCAAUGACUUUGAUGACCUGAUCAAGAGCGGAGUGGCUUUUGCCUCGCCAUUUCUCCCAGAUGACCCAGUGCUUAACCGCAUUGACCAAGAAGUUUUGGGCCGUGGUCCUGGAAAACCAGUGCCUGGGGGUUGGUGUUUAGGUGAACCAGGUAAUGAGACGUGCACUGUUUGGGGAGAUGCUGAUAUAUUGAGGCCUGGACCUGGGGCAAAAAGGCUUGAAAAGCGUGUUUUUGCAUUACUCUCGAAUGGGACAUUUCAGUCUCAUCAAUGUGCAAUUAACUGAUUCCCCUCAAGACCAAAAGGGGGGACACAAAUUAAAAGAGGGGAUGAAAAAAAAGAAAGAAAUCACUGCUUUUCAAUGUGAUUUUAGGUGAUCUCCCCUUUCAAAACCAGAAGAGGGGGAGGGGGAGGGGGAGGGGGAGGAGAAAGAAGGGCAAAGAAUGACCUGCCACAAGUUGCCCAUUAACCAUUUCGAUUUUGAAAAUUUGUUACCUAUUAACUUUAUAACUUGUAAUUGUUGUAUUAUUAGUAUUAUUUUUUCAUCGGCAAGAAACUCACACGCCCAUUUGUCCUAUUGGACUUUAAACCCGCACCUUUUCAUUUUGAAAGGCAGAAGAGAUACCACAAUGAGGGCUUUGGUUGUAAUUGUUUUAUCAUUACAAAUUGAAGUGGAGUUUGUUGCAAAUUGAAUUGUGGUUAAUUAAGAAUAUAUUGGUUUUUUUUCCUUC